AUGAGCAAGAAGCCUGGGUUGGCAGACCUAGGUCUGAAGACCUGCCUGCCGCCAUUCUUGGAUGAGUCGUUGUUCCAGAACUCGACGGGCUACAUCGAUGGGAGGUUCUGUGCAAGUCUGGGCGACGUCUCAUGCUGCCUGCCCUGCCCCAUGACCGACUUUGUCUACCCGGAAUCCUUCAACACGUUAGGCACUGUAGCAGGAUGGGUCGGCGUCGUUUCCCUGAUAUGCGCAGUCUUUCUCCUUGCCUCCUACGCUGUCUUGCCCGUUGAAAAGACUCACCGACAUUACCUCAGCAUCUGCCUCACCUGUGCAGUAGCCAUCUUGAGCCUUGGUUUUGUCAUCCCGUUGGCGGGCAAUCCUCCGCAGUGCGCAGACAAGAUCACCCCGAAUAGCAUGAAGUCGAACUCGGUCUGUGCUGCCUCGGGAGCCUCUGUCAUCCUCGGCGGCUUCUCGGCGGUGAUGUGGGUGUUUUUGCGAUCUCUAUCGCUUCACCUGCAGAUCUGCUGGCAAGUCGUUGUCGGCAGGAACUUCAUGUGGGCAUCCCAGGCUCUGGGCUGGGGCAUCCCGAUCCUGGGACUGACGCUGGACCUCGUGUUCAGCGGCGUCUCGUUCCGCUUCGGUAACACCUGCCACAUCAACCACGAGAACAGCCUGGCGGACCUCUGGAUCCCACUUCUGGUCCUCGCUGGACUCACCAUCAUCAUUCAAUUCGCCACCUUCGGUUACUGCAUCAAGGUUUACCUUGCGUCCCUGGCCGACAACAGCGCCUCCACGGAGGGGUCCGGAAUGCCCUCGUACACGAACAGCAUCCGCACCAUGACGCCGCGCCAGGCGUACCGCAGGGUGCGCAGAGUGAUCCAGCUCCAGUGGCGAGGCAUUGCCAUCGUCAUUCUCAUUAUCGCCGAUGUCAUUUUCUUCUCCAUCAUCUUCGUGUUCCAAGACAACACGGUUCAGUCUGUCAAGGCGAACCCUGAUAGUGCUCUAGACUUCCUCAUGUGCCUCAUCAGGAAUGCCAAUGCAAAGGACAAGUGCUUGAAUGAGGCCAAGGUCCUGGUCGUCAACCAAGCGACCGUGGGCGCCGUGUUGCUCCUCUUAGCCAUGAACGGACUGUGGCUCGUCCUCUUCUUUGGGCGGUGGACGAUGGUGACGGGAUGGAUCGACAUGUUCCGCAAGGGACCUGAGCGAAAGGAAUUCGUGUCAGUCGACGCUCGACUCGACGACCUCAAGAAAGACCCACGUUCGUACGAGAUGCUCUCCCGGGAUACGGGAAAGAAUAUGGAGGACGACGUAGUAACACCGCCUGCAGUGUCCCCCCUCGCGUCGGCCAUGAGGAGUCAGCCCAUGAGCCCGUCUGGGCGAAGGACCCCGGACUACUUUGGUCAGACCGCCCGGUAUCACACCCCAGCUCGGUCAUUCUCGAGCCCGAGACCACCCCAGCAAGUAUCCUGGGAGAACCAAACGUAUGCGAGAGGCGACGGGAACGACUAUGACCACAUGAACCCGCUCGGAAUGAACAGGAUAUGA
Thyridium curvatum is the source of this 1527-nucleotide messenger RNA. RefSeq lists its product as uncharacterized. Gene Ontology annotation, cellular component: membrane. NCBI's taxonomy places the organism in Eukaryota, Fungi, Ascomycota, Sordariomycetes, Thyridiales, Thyridiaceae. Bases 1 to 1527 code for a protein of 508 amino acids. The record is from RefSeq and is a predicted model, not a curated record. The transcript is spliced from 4 exons. Gene Ontology annotation, molecular function: G protein-coupled receptor activity. Gene Ontology annotation, biological process: cell surface receptor signaling pathway; G protein-coupled receptor signaling pathway.